GGUCCGGUUUUCAAUCCGGCCUCGGUUAGUUAAUCCACUAUGCCGUCACGAGCAAUCUCGGCACCGGCUCCGGUAGCCUCACCGCCGUUAAGCCACCAGGCCCACCACGACAAGACAACUCGAACCUUUCCGCCGUUAACGGUUGCUGGAGCCGGCGCCUGUUUCUCUCUCUUCAUCACACUCUCCGUCUGCUUCUGCAAGUCCAGCCGGAAACGUCCACCACCUCCGCCCGGAGCCCCCUCCUCCUCCUCCCACCCGCCGCGCGAGUUCUCUUACUCGACUCUCCGCCGCGCCACCGCGUCUUUCUCCCCGGCGAACCGGCUCGGUCAAGGCGGCUUCGGCGCCGUCUUCAGAGGAACCCUCUCCUCCGGCGAGAAUGUGGCCGUCAAGGUGAUGGAUUCAGGAUCUCUCCAGGGAGAAGCCGAGUUCCAGAACGAGCUCUUCUUCGCCGCCAAGCUUGACUCGCCUCACGUGGUCCCCGUCAUCGGCUUCUCGCACGAUAGAAAACGACGACGUUUGCUUCUCGUUUACCGGCUUAUGGAUAAUGGAAACUUACAAGACGCGCUGCUUCAUAGGAGAUGCCCUGAGCUUAUGGAUUGGAGUAAGAGAUUCUCGGUUGCGGUUAACGUCGCCGAAGGUAUCGAGCAUCUUCACGGCCUCGAACGGCCUGUGAUUCACGGAGACAUAAAGCCUAGCAAUGUCCUGUUGGAUAAGCUCUUCUCAGCUAAAAUCGCUGACUUCGGUUUAGCUAGAGUUAAGCCUGAGCACGUGGAGAUCGCUGUAGCACCGGAGAGUAACGGUGGCGGCGGAGGAGGAGGGGUGGAGGAAGAGUUAGAGAGUGUGAUCACUACCGCGACUGGUUACGAAGAUUUCAACUUCGGGCCGGUGAAACAGUCGCCGCCAGUUACUGGUUCUUCGCCGGAGAUGGGAGUAGCGCCUUUGGAGUCGCCGGAGACGGUUGUCUCCGCUUCUCCGGAGAUGGGGGAGGAUGUGGUGUUAAAGAAGGGGAAAGAUUGGUGGUGGAAGCAAGAGAGCAAUGCGGAGAGAGGGAAAGUGAAGGAGUAUGUGAUGCAGUGGAUUGGCUCGGAGGUGAAGAAGGAGAGACCGAGCAGCGUUGAUUGGAUUGAGUCCGUGGCGAGGACAGCUUCUUCUUCUUCGUCGAGUAAGAAGCUUGAGAAGAAGAGUAGCAAGAGACUAGAGUGGUGGCUUUCGCUGGAGGAAGAGAGUGAGAAUAAGGAGAAGAAGAAGCGGAGGAUGGUUAGAGAGUGGUGGAAAGAUGAGUACCGAAGAGAACUCGCUAAUAAAAAAAAGAAGAAGAAGAAAACGUUAGAAUCUGAGUUCUGUAGUGAUGAUGGGAGUAGUAGCGUGAGGCGUCGUAGUAACAGUAAAGGCAGCAGCAUAGAUUGGUGGUUAGAUGGGUUAAGAGCACGGGGUAAUAGCCAUGACUCGGUGAGUGGGGAGAUAGCGAAGAGCUGCGGGAUAAGUAGCACGCCGAGCAUGAGAGGAACCGUGUGCUAUGCAGCGCCUGAGUACUGUAACUUAGACAACAACAACGUGUCUGAGAAAUGUGAUGUCUAUAGCUACGGUGUACUGUUGUUGGUUCUGGUUUCGGGGAGGCGUCCGCUUGAGAUGACGGGGUCUGCGAGUGAGAUCCAACGGGCGAAUCUCAUGUCUUGGGCGAGGAAGCUGGCGAGAAGAGGGAAGCUUGUUGAUCUUGUGGACCGAAAGUUGCAAAAUUUGGACCAGGAACAAGCAGUGUUGUGCAUAAAAGUGGCCUUGCAGUGUCUGCAAAGAUUGCCGGUUUCAAGACCGUCGAUGAAACAGGUUUUGGGGAUGCUCAAACGAGAAGUGAGUCUUCCGUAAGUGCCUACUGAUUUCUCACCAUUUGCGGCCGGUGAUAAUGUGGAUGAUGAAGCAGAGCCGUUGACAAACUUAGGAAUCAAUCUGUUUGCUAAGUGUUAGUGUUACUUUGAUUUAGUUUCCAUAAUACGGCUCCAACAUGUCAGGCUAGUCUGUUUUUGUUUCUUCACACGCAUUGACAGAGACAAGAGUAUCACACACUAUGCAAGUUUGAUUGUUUUGUUGAUUGCACAUAAAUAAUAUUUUCGUUUCCCAACA
Brassica oleracea var. oleracea is the source of this 2118-nucleotide messenger RNA. RefSeq names its product receptor-like serine/threonine-protein kinase At4g25390. The transcript has 2 exons. The record is from RefSeq and is a predicted model, not a curated record. Gene Ontology annotation, biological process: protein phosphorylation. The coding region runs from base 40 to 1863 and encodes 607 amino acids. NCBI's taxonomy places the organism in Eukaryota, Viridiplantae, Streptophyta, Magnoliopsida, Brassicales, Brassicaceae. Gene Ontology annotation, molecular function: protein kinase activity; ATP binding.